UUGUACAAUCUACUGGAAAGAAUAAACCCAGAUCACAACUUCCCAGUCAGUUCUCACUGUCUCCGAGCAGCUGCAUUCUACAUCCGGGGCCUCCUGUCCUUCUUUCAGGGAAGGUACAAUGAAGCAAAGCGAUUUCUACGGGAGACUCUGAAAAUGUCAAACGCAGAGGAUUUGAAUCGAUUAACAGCCUGCUCCUUGGUGUUACUGGGUCACAUAUUCUAUGCACUAGGAAACCACAGAGAGAGUAAUAACAUGGUGGUACCAGCCAUGCAGCUGGCCAGCAAGAUCCCAGACAUGUCAGUGCAGCUGUGGUCUUCAGCAUUACUCCGGGAUCUGAACAAAGCUUGCGGGAACAGCAUUGAAGCUCAUGAAGCAGCUCAGAUGCACCAGAAUUUUUCUCAACAGCUUCUCAAUGACCACAUAGAGGCCUGCAGUCUUCCUGAACACAACCUGAUCAAUUGGACGGAUGGGCCUCUUCCUGUACAGUUUCAAGCUCAGAAUGGACCCACCACUAGUCUCGCCAGCCUGCUAUGAACAGAACUGAAUGUGUAAAGCAGUGGAACCUCAGUGCAGCUCAAUUCAACUGAGAAGCGGUUUUGAAAUCAUUUCCCAGUCAUUGUUGGUCAGGUCAGACAGGAGACAGAACAAGAGAGUGUAUCUGUGAGCAGCACUGUGGAUGCUUUCCAGUCUUUAACCUGCUUUCCUCUGGGUGUUGAGCCUAUCUCAGCAUCUGUGGGUGCUGAGGAUUUUGAUGCAAAGGAACAGUUUGGGUCGCAGGAUGUCAGGUGGGCUUAUCCUGUUCUCCAGUUGCCAAUCCUUUUCAUUGAAAAGUAUGUUUGUACUUUGCUAAACUCUGUAUUCUCAAUUAGCCUGUUUCUCAAGUGACUUGAACAAUUUCCUUUUGGGGGGAAAUGGACGAGGGGAUUUCACUCCCUUCCCCAUCCCUUUGUACGUUCUUACUUCCCCUACCCCAUGUCCACAUUAUCAUAUUGGCAUUGAAUGCUUGUCCCUGCUGUCAUCCCUACUGAUGUAGGUUGCCAUGGAAAUGGAAGCGGCACUUCAAAACUGCUCAAGCUCUGAAUGAAUGAAGUAGUAACUGGGGGCGGGGAUGUUAAUUUUGUACAUUUAUAAAUAGUAUUGAUACGUUCAGUGGCUUGGUGGUGCUAUUUAUGGCAUUAGCAGUGUUCAGUGGUAACUUUUACAAAAUGGCUGAGCCUGCAGUAUAAGUGGGCGUCAGGAUCAUGGGAUCCUUUGUUGACUGUGUCCAUCUAUAAAGUAGUGGCUGCGGAAGCUGACAGCAGCAUCCAAGAGAUUGUAGUUUGGCUAAAUUGGCUUGCUUCCUUCCUGCCAAAAGGUUCACCUGAAUGUCUUCCUUCAGCUUUCAGGCUGUCUCACCAGGCGUCUCAAUUGUGGCAAACAAAUAGACCAUCAUUCUCGUACAGUCUGACCUCCACAAGGAGGAAUGGCUUGACUUCUCCUAUUACUCCUCCUCUUCCCAUCAUCAUGAUUCAAACUCUGAGAGCGCACAUCAUAGAAUUAUACUGCACAAGAGGUGUAAAAGUGUCUCAACGCUGUAAAUUCUCCUUUUGAUUUGGUAUUUUUAUUUUGUGUCCAAAGACAAAUCCUUAGUUCUCUGCUUGUUUAAUUUUAAAAAUUUGAAGGCCGAGGGUCUUGGCCACCUCAAUCAUGUAGUGAGCAAAUUCCCACAAAGCUAAUCCACUGGCCAAAUUCCUUCUUCCCACUCCUCCUUUUCCCCACUGGCCUCAUCUUUUCCUGAUGUAGUCAGCGAAACAUGCCCUGACACACACUACCAGCAGCUGUGGCCAUUUAAUGAGGGAUCUAACGUCCAGUAAUGGACAUAAUGUGGAGGUACCGGUGUUGGACUGCGGUGGACAAGGUCAGAAAUCACAGGACACCGGUUUGUAGUCCAACAGGUUUAUUUGAAAACACAAGCUUUCGGAAGCUUGCUCCUCCUUCAGGCGUUAUACCUAACACCUGAAGAAGGAACGAGGCUCCGAAAGCUUUCAAAUAAACCUGUUGGACAAUAACCCAGUGUCGUGUGAUUUCUGACCAUGUAAUAAUGGAAACCAUCUAAUGCAAAAACAUCGACCAAAAAAUGAUUUUAGCAUGGACCUACAGCGCUUUUUAAGCAGGAGUUGGCAUCUGCCUUAACAACCUAAUAGCUGGAUAGGUGUUACAGUACUGAGUUGUAGGACAAUAGGAUUUCAGUUUUAAUCCAAGUCGCCAAUGGCUUGUCUAGAGCAGCGACUGGUGCAUUAUAAACGCCCUAAGUAUCACUGAAGGAAGAAGAAACAAAAAUCAGUUCCUGAUAUCUCUUCAUUGAUCCCAGUUAGAAAGAGUGUACUCGUUUACGCUUAACACUGAUUCAACUCCUCUAUGAUCAGUCAUGUACUGUAACCUCAUAACUUAGUCCUAGAGUGAUCCUUUUUGUGAAGCCCUGAGUUUAAUCCAAGUCUGAAUGCUGAUCUUAAUAAAUUCAUAUCCAUUUGAGUGAGAUGAGGUGAUCCGGAACAGCCAGGACUCCUGUUCUGGGUCUAAAUUCAAUAGGACGUGCAUGCAUGAGAGACUACAUCAAUACAUUUGCCCUGAGAUCAUAUCAUGGGCAAGCAAAUCUUUUGACACAUUAAGAAUUCCCCCUCAGAGGAAGGUAUUGGUUGAUUGACCAUUGCAGGCAUCAGGAAAACUGGGAAGAAAGUUGGCAACAUACAAGAAGUAAGCAGAUUGAAUUCCUGGACUACUACUCCCUUUAAAUGGGCAAAUAGGAAUGAGCAUUAAAGGUGGAAGUCAUCUCAUGCAUUUGGGAUUCCAUAUGGGAUACUCUCGUCCUGAUAGAGUAGCUGUGAUGAUGGGGGGAGUGGGGGCUCCAGUAUUGGAGGUGUGGAAAGGGUCACAGUCGGUGGCUGGAGGAGGUAAUAUUAGUGCCAAUGUGUACUAGCUGAGGUUGUUGGAAAGAGCAGGCAAUUGGGCAGAAACUGAGGUAAGUGGUUAAACAGUUAAAACAAAAGUUAAGCCCUUCCUGUUGACAUUCGGUUGUACAGAACUUGAAUAUUGCUGAAAAACUACACAGUUUGUCAAAGUUUUUUGCCUUACACUAGUCAGGACAAUUUGCAAGAGCAUCAAUUCAAGGGGAACACCAACACACUCAUGCAAUAUAAACUUUGAUUUUCCCCCUGAAUUGAUAUUCUUGUGAAUUGUCCUGGUGCAAGACAAAAAUCUUCGGCAAAUUCCUUUUUUUUUCAGUAGUGUUCCUCUUGUCUUGAUUUAUUUUGUUUAUUUUAGCAUAUCUAAAGCCUCAGAGCAUUCUCUAGAUGAGCACGAUAAUUUUUAUUUAAACUAUCAGUUUUUUUAGCAAUUUAGUAAGUCCAUAUCAAGCAGCAUUAGCGAAACAGCAAAAAGGGAUCCUCUGUUUAUGUUCAUUGAGGACAUAAUUUAGAAAUUUCCCCCUUUUUAAAACAAUGACUGGCGUGGAAAUACCAGACUUCCUUGUGUGACCAGGCUAGUGCCUCCUUGCUCCAUAAGAUCAUUCGAGAUCUACUAGUUUCUUCAAAUGUAAGUCACAUUUCUAAAUGGAAUUUUUUUGUUUAAUUUGACAAAAUAAUUCUCAACUGUCCUGGGCAUCAAAUUCUUCUGCCAUUCUUUUAACCACUGUACUCUCUCUGACUGACCAGUGAGCUUAACCUGCCGUUUUGCAUUCUGAUUGCCUACUGUCAGAGACCAUUUAUGUAAAUUUAGGGUUGUGUUGUUAACGCUAACAAUAUGUUGUACAGCUUGUGUUUCUUUUAAGAAAUUAUUGUAUAUUUUAUUCAGUGAGAUAAUUAACUGAGCUAAUCCCCUACUCCUGACCCUCUGGCCUUUGUAAUUUAUAAAUUAGCAACUUCCUUCAUCACAUUAGGCUCUUGUAGACAUAUUACAACAUAGUAACAUGCACGUAUAUACAUACAUGUAUACAAUAUAUUGAACUGUCCUACAGUUCAACUGGCCAAUAACCAUCUUGGUUUUUUGCCUGGUAACUUUAAUCAACCUUGACAGAAAUCUGGGCAAUAAUUUUAUUAAGUGCUGUAGAACAACUUAAGGCUUCGCUUUUUUAAAAUUCUGUUUCCCUACUCUCCUGAAGAGGUCUGGCUUUCACUGACACACAACUUCCAGGAGCGCUGCACACUCCAUUGCUCAGUGUCCUUUCUUCACUUUUGACCCUAGUUUGCAAAUCCCAGCAGACAAAAGGCCACUCGUUUUUGAUCAAAGUCCAUACUAAAGUAUGACCCACCCUUGGUCACUUUUAUUGGCUGGCAAGCAAAGCUUCGCUUGGCAGACUUGUUCUCUUCCCCCCACCUUAUCUUUCCUGCCUUUUCCAGGCAUGUGAGGGAAGACUUCUUCAAGGUGACCUUUCUCAACCAGUGUUCUCAGAUCCACAUCCAAAGAUAAAUUGAUGUAGGAGAGGAUGAUAUAAUUUCAUCCAUUUUAUGAUUCCAUCCAGCAAGCAUUGCCCUAUGCCCAAUAGUCCAAAUGCAGCAAUCAGUUAUCCAAAGGACGAAGGGCCCCCAUCUCAGUCAACUGCCAGGCAAAAGUGGUGUAGUUGUAAUCCACCUCAAUAUCCUGAGUUACCAUCAGUGCAUGCACGAUCCAUCGGGGCUCCCCAUUCUAAUCACUGCUCCCAGCAGAUAAGAUGGACAGAUUUUGGUGGCAGCAGUAUCAGUUUUCCCUGCUCUAGUCACCCACCACCUUCCAAAAUAUGAUCAGUUAAUCUAUAAGCACCUUCUAAAAAGCAACACAGACACAGCUAACAGCAGCUGAGUUGUCCAAAAGCACUGGGAAGCAAGAUUUCUUGCAUUCUGCGGUAUUGAGGUGAUGCAUGCCUACUAUUGGCCUCACAUGGUCAGCAGCAAAGGGGCAACCAUCUGAACUUGUCUACAGAAACUUAUGCCAGGAUGGCCAAUAUGGGAAUGCUGUCAAAGGGGAGAUGUUUUGGCUUUGUAUUAUACUGAAUGUCACAGGGUCACCAAUAUGCUGAUUGUGCAUCAAUUGUUAAAGCUGAUUUCUCUUUAGGCUAUUUUGUAUCCUGGUAUAAUUUCAAUAUUUGACCAGUGGAUCUUGUAGCUGUAACAAAUUGACCAUUUUUGUUUAAACACUUCUCGCCCCCCCUCUUCUCUUUCAAAUAAAAAAGGAGAAGUUAUAAAGAUGAGGUUUUUAGAAGUUUUAUAUAUAAGCUAUUCUUUAUACCACACAUAUAAGGAUAUAAGCUGAGAGCAGCACAAAUAAUAUCACUUCAAAGUAGUUAUACUAGUUACUGAUAAGUCUUCUGUUGCUUUUGAACACCAGUAACAUCUAAGUUGAUGGCAGCUUUUGCAGAAUUUGAACUGUGUGCUUCUGAGAUUCCACAUGUAGUAUGUUUCCAAGAAAUGUCCUGACCUCUGGAGUAGAUCAGGGCACAUCCUCCGGGCUGAUUAGCUCAUCUCAACCAGGACAUUUGUCAAACUGGGCAGAGUUUUGGGAAUGAUGGCUUGUGCCCUAAAAUUAUGUGGUAUAAAUUUUCAAAACAGUGGUGUUUAGCUGGAGAAGUGUUUAAACAACAAAUUUAGCCCUUGAAUGCUUUGAUACCUUGAGACUAAAUGCAACAAAUAUUAAUCUUGGUAGGUAUCACGUUAGGACGCGCAUGGUACGAUUGUGCAAAAACAAAUAUCCGUGGUGAAGAUUUAAAUAUUUUAAAUAAAUAUAUAGAUUAGAUAAAGAACCUCUUUUUAUAUAAUCGAGUUGACGAUGUUUCUUUGUCUUUUUAUAAAUACCAUCUGCUCUCUGACUUUGCGGUAUUUAUGUACUUCAGACCUAACUGGAUGUGAUGCUAUGUAAGUUUGUUUCUGUCUGACUAGGGAUUAUGGAGUAGGAAGAAGGAUGUCCUACUCAAGUUCCACUUAUGUUGUACUUCACAGUCCUCUUGCAGGGGGAAAACCUGCAUAGAGGCUCCCCCACAGUGUCCUCUUUGAAGACACAUCCUCUCUAUACUCUCUCCAACAACACACACCAGCCCCCGUCUCCGCAACCCACCCAGCUUACGACCUGCCAGUUUCUUUGCAGUCAAUUUGCUGAUGGCUGUCACCAUCAGAUAUGGCUUCCCCACUGGUCAAGUGCUUACAUCAGUGAUCAGCUAAGUAGAUUAGGAAAACUCCAUGUUUGGGCUGCUCUAAGUUAACAGAAGGCAGCUUGUUGUCUCCUCAGUUUGCCAUUUAAAAGAUGGGUGGAAUGCAGAGAAAUAAUGCAGGCUUCUCAUAUCCCAAUUACUAUCAGCAGGGUCUGUUAGCAAAUACAUGGUUGAUGACUCCUGCAGUUGAGUAGCCAAUCACUUGCUGCCCAGACUCUCUCCAGCAAUGGUCACUUAAGCAAGCCAACAGAGCAACAUUGUUACCCUUGCUGAUUCAGUGCCUGUGAAAUCCAUGCUCUUGGAGUGUAUUUUUCUUUCUUUUCAAUUUCUUUUCUCCCAUUCUCUCUCCCCAUUUCCCCAUCUCCAACCACCACCAACAAGCACCAACCUUUCUACCUUUUCCCUUGCACCCUCCUUUAGAAUGUAAGACAAAGUUUCCCAAAGGGUUGCUUUGGCAUUACGCCACUACUCUUGCAGACUAGGCAUUUCUCUAGUUUGACCCAUGUCUGUUCCAAGUUCUUGGACACAUGCUGGUACAUCAGUGAGACUCCAUGACCCACGUCUAAUGGAGAGAAAGGGGUGGAAUAAUUAUAUCAGCUAGGGCUCAUACACUAGACCUGUUGUCCCCUGCACGGUGUCUAUUUGGUGAGAACAGGACUGGGCUGUGAGAGAGAUCUUCAGACCAACACUCACCAUCUAGACAGCCACUUAUAUGAUGUGCUGGCAAUGCCUAAAACCUGAGCAACUACCCCAUCAAACGUCCCUCUCUUCGGGCAAUGAAGAGAUGGAGACUGUUUAUCUCUAGGAAUGGAACACACCGUCCUCCAAAUGAAAAAUGGGGGAGGUGAAGAAAAGGUUUCUUCUCUGAUUUUCUAAGAAGAGUGGACAUAUGUCCAUCACAAACAACAAGAACUGGAUGAACAGUUGCGAGCUCUAAAUUCAACCUUCCCAGUAUUUUGGGUGAUUAAUUUUUACAGUGCAUAUAAACCAAGACAGUAACUACUACAAUAAAUAAAUUAAUUUUUCAACUACGCAGAUCUCGUGUAUAUCAUUGUCAACUAGGUAUGUUCAUUUUCAUCUCUGCAAAUCUUCUACUUUUUGUACAGACAAUUCAAAGUAUUUUGAAUAAGAUAAUGUUUUAAUAUGUACUCUUAUCAUGUAUCUGGUGCACCAGUUUAUGUGUAAUUGUGUUUCCUUAAGAAUCAAUGUAAUGGCAGGUUUGUUAACACGUAUGGUGUUUUAGCAUCACUGUACUUUUUGGAAUAGUUUAUUAGAUGUUUAGAUGUUUUGAGAUGUAAAGGAUUCCUCACUUCAGUGAUAAAACAUCACUGUGAAAUGGGGAAAGCUCAGUUUGUAAAUAUGGAUCUUUGUAAACAGAACCUGCCUGUCGCUGUGUUUUUAGCUUUCUAUUAUGUUUGGAGUAACUUUUUUGGUUUUUUUCUAUAUAUCAGGGAAUUUUUAAAUAAAUUCGUAAAUGUAAGCUUUUAA
Rhincodon typus (whale shark) is the source of this 7642-nucleotide messenger RNA. RefSeq names its product MAU2 chromatid cohesion factor homolog. The record is from RefSeq and is a predicted model, not a curated record. Gene Ontology annotation, molecular function: protein binding; double-stranded DNA binding. Lineage: Eukaryota; Metazoa; Chordata; Chondrichthyes; Orectolobiformes; Rhincodontidae. The annotation marks the transcript as partial. Gene Ontology annotation, biological process: maintenance of mitotic sister chromatid cohesion; mitotic sister chromatid cohesion. The transcript is spliced from 6 exons. Gene Ontology annotation, cellular component: chromatin; SMC loading complex.